AAAAACUUAACAAACACUGAUACCGAGUACAAAUUAUUUAGAGUUUAGACGUUGCACAAAUCUAUAACGACUGAAACGUUCUGUGAAAUAUUUUAUCGUCGAAACUUCCUACAACACGACGUUGUCUCAUUACUGUACACAUGCUUAAUAUUGUGUACAAUGUGCACACGGUUUUUUAUUGUAAUUUUUUCUCCGGAAUAAUCAUGUGAAAAACGAUUAGGCACAUUUAGUCCCGCGAUACGGACUGGCGGCACCGUCGUCCGGCUCGAACCGAAAACCGAUACGACGAUUGUGCAGUGUUCCUAGAAAAUUUGAUGAUGAUGAUGAUGGUUACUGAAUAAUAUUUUAUCGUGAUGAUAACACGUAAUGAAAAAAGCAAUGAUAUAUGUAUUUAUAUCGUUUUGUGACAUCCUUACGUCGAACCACGUAGUAUUAUAAUUUUAAUAUUUUUCUAGUCACUAGUCACGUAGAAAAAAAAAAUUCCGAAACCGUUCCAAACGAUGUUGAUUUUCCGUUUACUGUGAUGUCAAAUGGAUGUCAUGUUCCUUAUUGUCAUAAUUGUGUUGCUGGUGAUUGCAGCAAUACUGUUUGCGGUGUCCAAAAAGUAUGUGGUGGAAAAAUUGAAACAAGAAACCAACACCGACUUUCAGAAACUCCAGAAACGUUACUUGACUGUGUACUGCUUGGCAUGUUUUGCUGAUUGGCUGCAAGGACCGUAUGUCUAUAAAUUGUACAAACAGUACGGUUAUAAUGAAGGAGAGAUCGCUGUCCUUUUCAUUACCGGCACAAUAUCCAACAGUCUAUUUGGUACCAUUACAGGAGCACUGGCUGACAUUUAUGGCCGUAAAAUGUUAUGUAUUUCUUAUGGUAUAUUAUAUUCAGGGUGUUGUAUGACAAAAAUGUUUGGGAACUUUCAAUUAUUGCUUGUUGGACGCAUGUUAGGAGGUAUAAGCACGUCUAUUUUGUAUUCGGCAUUUGACUCGUGGUACAUCAAUGAGCAUAUUAACUAUUAUAAAUUGCCAGAAGAGUGGUUGAAUAGUACAUUUGCCAAAGCAACUUUUUUUAACGCUACACUUGCCAUACUAGCUGGAUUGUUGUCUUACUUCUUAGUGAGCGUGUUAGAAUAUGGACCUGUUGCUCCUUUUAUAAUGGCCAUUCCAUUUCUCAUAACUUCUACCAUUUAUGUUAUCUCUGUGAUAAAUGAGCACUAUAUUCGCAACACAAAGUCGGCUUCUGCGUCAGUGAAAAAAGCUGUUAUUCUGUGGAUGACAAAUAAAAAUAUCUUCACCCUUAGUGUGGUUCAGUCCUUGUAUGAAGGUGUCAUGUACUUGUUCAUAUAUAUUUGGACCCCUACAUUUGACGUGUUAAAAGAUUCAAAACCACCGUUGGGGCUAGUAUUUUCAAGUUUUAUGUUAGCUCUGAUGAUAGGUUCAAAAAUAUAUUCAAUAUUAUUGGGAAAUAGUUCUUUAGAUUCAAAAAAACAACUGCAGCUUGCUACAUUUAUAGCAAGCUUAUCAUUUUUAAUUUGUGCCUUGACAAUAUCAAACAUAUUUAUUGAUUACAAUGGCCAACGAAAAUACUAUAAAGUAAUGACUUGUUACUUUUUUUUCUUAUUGUUUGAAAUUUCUAUUGGUAUGUACUUGCCAUCUAUGACAUACUUAAAGAGUCAAGUAAUACCAGAAAAGAUAAGAGUUACCAUAUCAAAUGUCAUUAAAAUACCUAGUAAUCUUUUCAUCUGCUUGGCUCUUUUAUGGAUAUAUUUUAAGGAACCAAAAGAGAAAAAUAUAGUACAAAUCGAAGAGAAUCAAGAACCUGAUGUAGAUUUUAUUUUUACAAUUUUUGUUGUAUGUUUUAUUGCUACAUUUGUUACAUUUAUAUUUUCUAAAAUAUUUUCCAAGUUCCAUACUGAAACGUACAAAGACAUAAUUAAACGUCAUGAAAUUGAAAUAUAAAUAUGUUAAUAAGAAUAUAAUAUAAUAUAUAUUCAUCUAAUAUAUAAUACUAUGUAUACCUAAUUAGGUACUGAUUACUAAUUUUACAGUGCAUGAAUUUAAUAUUAUGUACCUACUUAAUUUAUGUUAAGUGCUUAUUAUUUUUGAAUUUUUCUUUUAUGUUAACACCAAAUUUAAGUAUCAUAUAAUGAUCCAUAGCUGAUUUAUAAACAUGUUUAUUUGUCAGAAAAUUUUCUAAUUCUAAGCUGGGACUGCUAAUAACAAAACAUAAAUGUCAUAACUUAUGUGUUAGUAGGUAUCUGUUAAUAGUAAAUAUGAAAUUGAUUACCAAUGUAUAUGUUCUAAUCUGUGUAUUAAUUAUUGACUAGUUAGAAAUUUAAUUAAAUAACCUAAAAUAGAAAAACCAAUUCUCUAUAGAUUUAUGUUUGUGAAUUUUUCAGCUCAAUAAAUUUGUUAUAAUAAUUUUAAUAAUUUGUUGCAAAUAUAUUAUAUAAUAUUACUAUUAAAACAUUUAGAAAUAUUAUGUAAUAGACACUUCUUAUUAUUAUCAACUUUGUUACAACUUAUAUUAUAAUGUUAAAAUAUUUGUUUUUGGUUCCAAUACAUCUUCAAUUGUUUAAGCCUGGUCCACACUAUGUUUCUCAUGAUAGCUACGCUCACGCUUUCACAAUAAUUUAAUAGUAACUACCAUUGGAGGAUCUGGCUUUAUUGUUAUUCAUUAAUUUAAUAUUGUAUUAUGCCACUGUGACUUAAAAUUGUUGAAACAAUACAAUUGUAAAAAUGUUUUUUUUUUAUUUACUAUUUCUUAUACUACAACGAGUACACAUAUACUUGACAUAUAUUUAUACAAAAUACAUAUUUAAAAAAAUAUUUGCCAAAA
This is a messenger RNA of Myzus persicae (green peach aphid), 2832 nucleotides long. Its product is annotated as molybdate-anion transporter-like. Bases 531 to 1952 code for a protein of 473 amino acids. The record is from RefSeq and is a predicted model, not a curated record. Gene Ontology annotation, biological process: molybdate ion transport. Gene Ontology annotation, cellular component: membrane. Gene Ontology annotation, molecular function: molybdate ion transmembrane transporter activity. The transcript is spliced from 2 exons. Lineage: Eukaryota; Metazoa; Arthropoda; Insecta; Hemiptera; Aphididae.